This is a messenger RNA of Acanthoscelides obtectus, 249 nucleotides long. The record is from the annotation of a GenBank genome assembly. NCBI's taxonomy places the organism in Eukaryota, Metazoa, Arthropoda, Insecta, Coleoptera, Chrysomelidae.
AUGUACCACUGCGCUCGUGGUAUUUUCUCAUCGACAACUCACCAGCGCAUCGCACUCAACAGUUUUUUGAAGAAUUGUAUCCAAAUGUUGGAUCAUCCACCAUACAGCCAUGACUUGAUUCCAGGCGAUUUUUUGUUUGCUUGCGAAGUUACAGCUGAAAGUACACAGUUGCCCACGCGGGACAAUCGCGCUGUUUCCAACAGUCAAUUGAUAAAUUCGCUGAAUGUAUGCUUGAAGCCCGCUAAAUAG